Molecule: messenger RNA, 2502 nt
Organism: Penicillium coprophilum
Lineage: Eukaryota; Fungi; Ascomycota; Eurotiomycetes; Eurotiales; Aspergillaceae
Product: tRNA ligase
Exons: 1
Coding region: 1-2502 (833 amino acids)
Biological process (GO): tRNA splicing, via endonucleolytic cleavage and ligation
Cellular component (GO): nuclear inner membrane
Molecular function (GO): GTP-dependent polyribonucleotide 5'-hydroxyl-kinase activity; ATP binding; RNA ligase (ATP) activity
Source: RefSeq, a predicted model, not a curated record
AUGGCGACUCAAGAUCCACACGUUAUCUCGCAGUUGGUGAAAGAGCUGGAAACUGCUCGCAAGGCGAAAAAAGGCGAGACAAAGUUCACCUGCAAAAAAAGCACCUUCGUGGUAGCCGGUACCAAUAAUGUGACCGUGGACUCAUGGAAGUUCAUGGACUGGGACUACAAACACGCCGGUCUGCCGACAUACGCCCGAGGUCUUUUUACCACCAAACGGAGAGAUGGCACUCCCGAAAUUGCGACGCGUGGAUAUGACAAGUUCUUCAAUGUAGGCGAGACAAAGACCACGGAAUGGCGCAACAUCGAGAAAAACACAAGGGGUCCUUACGAGCUGAGUGUGAAAGAGAAUGGAUGCAUUAUUUUCAUUUCUGCGUUAGAGGACGACACAUUGCUAGUCUGCAGCAAACACUCGACUGGAGCCCGCGAUGAUACAAAAUUGAGCCACGCACAGGCAGGAGAACGCUGGACAGAACGACAUGUCUCAUCCGUGAAUCGAUCUGUCAAGGACCUGGCCCGGACUCUGCGCAGGAUGAAUGUAACAGCUGUUGGAGAGCUCUGUGAUGAUAGCUUUGAGGAGCAUGUGCUGGCCUACGACGAGGCCUCUUCCGGCAUUUACAUCCACGGUCUCAAUUAUAACCAGCCCGAUUUUCAGACCAUGUCUUCUGAUGAGGUGCACAAGUUUGCGGACGACUGGGGCUUCAAGAAGGCAAAGUUCGAGGUCUUUGAUGAUAUCUUCAGGGUGCAGAGCUUCCUAGAAGGAUGCGCGGAGACAGGAACUUGGGAUGGACGUGAAACCGAGGGUUUCGUCAUUCGAUGCCAGCUGAGCGACAAGGGAACUGAGCCUUAUCGUCAUUGGUUCUUCAAGUACAAAUUCGAAGAGCCGUACUUGAUGUACCGUCAGUGGCGUGAAUGUACCAAAGCCGUCAUCGCAGGGAAACACCCUAAGAUCAGAAAGCACGAGCAGGUCACCGAAGAAUACUUGCAAUUUGCUCGACGGACUCUGAUGAAGAACUCUAAGAUGGCAACUGACUAUAUGAAUAAUCACGGUAUCAUCGCAUUGCGUGAGGCAUUCCUCAAGGAACGAGGAUUGAAUGGAUCCGAGCUUAUCGCUCUAGAGGCGAAGAAGCAGACCGAACCGCACGAGGUCAACAAAAAUGUCAUUCUCGAACCAAUUGCCUCGCUGGGAUGUGGAAAGACGACACUAGCCUUGGCUCUAGUUAAGCUCUUCGGAUGGGGACAUGUUCAGAACGACAACAUCCCCAAACAGAAGAACAAACCGAAAAAGUUCGCUUUCGAAGUCAGCCAUGCCCUAUCCGAACACAGCGUUGUCAUCGCCGAUCGUAACAACCAUCAACGGCGCGAACGCACUCAACUCAUGGACGAUAUCUACCCUGUGAUCCCGGAUGCGCAGUUCGUCGCUCUGCACUACGUCCACGAGCCCAAGAGAGACUUGCUCCCUGCCAUUCGCGAAGUAACUCGAAAGCGUGUGUUGGAGCGUGGCGACAAUCACCAAACCAUCCGGGCUGGCAGCAACGCCCAGGAAGAGAUCGUCGGAAUCAUGGAGGGAUUCCUCGGCCGUUUCGAAGGCGUUGAUAGCACUCGCGUGCCAGACAUGAACCUAGACCACGUCAUCGACCUCGACGUGUGCGCCUCGUCUCGCGAGAACCUCGAAACAGUCGUCAAAGCCCUCCACGCCGCCUACCCACGCCUGGUACCAACCAUGCCAACGGCAGCAGAACUUGACGAAGCCAUCGCCGCCUCCCUAGACGACUACACCGUGACAACAGACCUCAGCUACAGCUACAGUUCUACACCGAAGCAAAAGAACAAAAAUAAGACCCAAGAAACAGGUCGUCUCCUCCCCGAGCCAACAGACUCCCCCUUCUCCCCAGAAGCCCUCUCCAAAAAGAUCGAAUACUUCAACAUUUCCCUCCCAGCAAAGGAAAUAACCUCAAUCCUCCAAUCCCUCUUCCCACCAAAAUCAAACCCCGAAACAGCCCGUCUCUACAACCAACUCAUUCACUCCCGCCGUCUCCAACCCUCCUUCCACGUAACCCUCAUCCACCGCGCCUCGAAGAAAGACAACCCAGAAACCUGGAACUACCUGACAACCCGCUACAUCGACACCCAGACCAAGACUCCAGUCUCAAACCCAAUCCAGCACCCGCCGACCCUGGGCUCUGCGCGCGUGCGCAUCGAGCGUCUCGUCUGGGAUAACCGCAUCAUGGCCUUUGUCGCGCGCAUCUUGCCCGCCGAGGGCGCGGAGGCGGAGGGCGCUCAAGCAUCCGGUGCGGCCGAGUGGCCGUGUGCGAAUCCUAUUGCCCAUAUUACGGUCGGCACGGCGUCGCCAGAUGUCAAGCCGAAGGAGAGUAAUGAUUUGCUGCAGCGGUGGGUUGAGGUAGGGUCUGGUGGGAAUACGGGGAUUUUCGAAGCGGAGGUUGAGGGCGUUAAGGUUGUUGACGGUGUUGUUGGGUUGGUUAUGAGUCGGGGGAAGUAUUAG